AUGACGUCGCGCGGAGCUUCACCACACUCGAUUACAGAAUCUCUCAGUUUACCGACUUCGUCUAAACGCGAAUGGCUGGAUAUCGGUAUCAAAAGGGGAUAUAUACGCAAAAUUUCCUUUAGCCAAUUUGAGAACACUAGCCUGCUUUGUAGAGGAGGGUUCGCCACCAUAUAUAAAGCUUAUUGGAAACAAGCUGGCAAAGAAGUAGCAUUGAAGUGUUGUCAUGCUGCUCAUAACGAGGAAGUUGCAAUCAAUGAGUUUGUCAAUGAGCUCAAAUUAAUUAGAGACGUUGAUUACUGCGACUAUGUCGUUAAACUCUAUGGAAUUACCCAUGAUGAUAAUGAAGGCAAAUAUUAUCUUGUAUUACAAUAUGCCGAGGGCGGAACGCUUAGAGAGUAUCUAUCUCAGAAUUUCGGUACAUUGACUUGGCGAGAUAAAAUAAGAUUAGCCAAGGAAAUUACCAUUGCCUUGGUCUCUAUUCAUAAUGCAGAAAUAUUGCACAGAGAUUUGCAUUCGAAGAACGUUUUAAUCCAUGACAAUAAGAUUAUUGUCGCCGACUAUGGUCUCGCCAAAUCACUUGAGGAUACCUCAAGUUCAAUACAAGGAGGAAUGAUUGCCUACGCCGACCCGGCUUGGUUGGAAAACAAUUCAAUUAGCCGGACCAAGGCGUCCGACAUAUAUAGCCUGGGUGUUUUGAUGUGGGAAAUUUCAAGUGGGUGCCAGCCCAAUCUAAAUACCAAGUCGCCUAAUGAGCUGAUGAAUAAGCUCAUUAAGGGUGAACGCGAAUUACCGAUCGAAGGAACCCCAAUGGCAUAUGCGCAUCUCUUUCAGGAAUGUUGGCAGAUUAAUCCAACAAAACGUCCAUCUGCAGCAGAGGUGCUACAAAAAUUGAUUGAACUUGAACCUGUCAUCGAUAGCGUUAAUAAAUACGCUAUUCUGAAACUUGAUGAUGACCUGCUUAAUGAUGAAAUCCCUGUACUUGUGAAGAAACCAAGUCACUGCCAUCUCAAAAACGAUGAACAACUUUCGAGCGAUUCUUGCGAUACUGAAUACACACCAUCGCAAUCAGAUUCUUCGUCCGCAGAAAUCAUGCCUCCGGCAAAACGUAAUUGUGAUAAAACGCUCGAAAUAUAUUCACGCCAGUUCCGUGACAAUACAGCAGUGGCUCGUUGUCGUGCUGGUCUUCAUGCUGGAUUUGGGGAUGCAUCAGGUUUACUUUACCACCUUGAUCAGAACGAAGAUGUCAACGGAAGCUAUAGGUUUAAUGGACAGUUCUGUCCGCUGCUUAUACUCACGGCCAGAUUCUGCCCGGCAAAAAAAAUUGCCGAUGUUCUGAAGGUCCUCAAGCGCUACAAUGUGCUUGUGGAAAUACAGGACGAAAAGAACAAUACGGCCUUACAUUGGCUAGCAGAGAAUAGCAGUCUAGUAAGGAAUUCAGCUAGUGCCAGAGAUUCAAACACUCAAGACUACCUUAAAUUGGCCGUGGAAUGGCUAAUAGCGGAGGGCAUUGACGUAAAUGCCCAGAAUAAGCAUGGACGUACUGCACUCUCGUGGUUUGUAGAGAAGGAGAUUCCUCAAGCUGUGGAUUCAUUGCUUCGGCUUGGGGCAGACCCUAACAUUCCUGAUCAUAUGGGUUAUACUCCCCUUCACCGUAUUUUGAACUUUGAGUAUCGACAAUACCAUGUCGAAAACCUGGAGAUAGUUAGAAUAUUACUGGAGAACAAGGCCAAUCCUAACUUAUCGACAAGACAUGACUCAGGGAUGUAUUAUCCCAACUGCUUGUUUAUUGCCGUUCAUAGGAAUUGGCCCCAUGAUAUAUUACAAGUGCUAAUGGAUCGCAAGGCCAACCCACAGGCACACACAUCCGAAGGUCUUGAUCUAUACGCGUAUGCACUAAAGAGACGCAAUAGUAAGGCUGAUAUCUAUGCGGAGGAAGACGUGAAUUUCUUUUAUUUAAAUUAA
This is a messenger RNA of Paraglomus brasilianum, 1962 nucleotides long. The record is from the annotation of a GenBank genome assembly. Lineage: Eukaryota; Fungi; Glomeromycota; Glomeromycetes; Paraglomerales; Paraglomeraceae.